CUCAUCUGUUCAGUCAAACGACAGAGCAAUUGUACCAUGGACCAGCAUUAUGAGGAACUGCACCACAUAAUGAGCAGCUCUGUUCAGUGUACCAUUGAUCCUGCAGGCGUGUCCCGCAUGAAGAGCACAUCUACCAAGACCGCCAGAAAUCCUGCAUCCGCUCUCCCGAAAACACUUGGAGCCAAUACACAGUACGGAGUAGUACGGAGUAGUACGGACUACGCCCUCCAGUCCGAGUCCGUGAUUAUCCUGUCACUUCCUCCGCCGCGCUCAUGCAGCUCAUUUCGAACGAUAUUCCGACUCAUCACAGUCCGCAGAGCACGAAGAAAUCGGAAUGCCUUGAGCCACAACUCAAGCAACCAAAAGGCUAUCAGCAUAGAGGCUGAGAACGACACAAUUCUGCGUGCUAGUUGGCGGCGCUAUCGGGGAAUAUUGAUGUAG
Molecule: messenger RNA, 441 nt
Organism: Mycena indigotica
Lineage: Eukaryota; Fungi; Basidiomycota; Agaricomycetes; Agaricales; Mycenaceae
Exons: 5
Coding region: 37-441 (134 amino acids)
Source: RefSeq, a predicted model, not a curated record